AUGUCUUUAUUACAAACUUCAUCAACAUUAUCGUAUGAAGAUGAUUUAUUUAAAAAAAUUAAACUUAAACAUUAUCGUACAAUACAUCGUACAUAUGAAGUUGAUGUUCAAAAUAAUCUAGUGAAUUUUAAUGAAGAACAAUUAUCAAAAAUUGAUAUUGAUCAUACAGAAUUAUUAACACCAGAUAUAGAUGAACUUCAACGACAAGAAAAUGCUCUUCUUCAAUAUAUUCAAUCACCAAAAAUAAAUGAUAAUAAGAAUAUUUCAUUUAUUAAUAAUCAUAGAAAAUUAUUUAAUCUAUGCGAUGUUUGUAAUGAUAAAGCAACAGGUAUGCAUUAUGGUCUUGCAACAUGUGAAGGUUGUAAAGGUUUUUUUAAACGAACAGUACAAAAUAAACGAAAAUAUCGUUGUAAUAAAAAUGGUUCAUGUAUUAUUGAUAAAUCUCACCGUAAUCGUUGUCAAUAUUGUCGUUUUCGAAAAUGUCUUAUUAAAGGUAUGGUUAUUGGAGCUGUUCGAUAUGAUCGAACACCUGGUGGUCGAACACCAGCUAAUGUCAUGCAACUAUAUAAAUAUAAAAAUGAAAAAAAUCAACAAAUGAAUAAAAUAUCAAAUGAUAAAUUUAAUGAAUUAUUUGAUUUAAAUUUAUUUUAUUGUUUUGAUCAAUUAUUAAUAUUAGAUAUAUUAUUUAAUCAUUUACGUCCAUUAAUAAAUCAUGAAAUAUUAUUAACACAUGAAUCAAUAAAAAAUAUUUGUUAUUUAUUAAUUGAUACAUUUAUUAAUUGGUAUUAUACAUUACCAAUUUAUUCAAUAAUAAAUAUUGAUUUAAAACAAUUUAUAUUUAAUGAUCAAUGGUUCAAUUAUAUAAUUUUACUUAUUUUUUAUUUUUUAAAAAUAAAUUAUAAUCAUAUAAAUUUGAUUUCAUAUACAAAAUGUCUUCAACGUUUAUUUAAUUAUACAGAAAAUAAAUUUUUAUCAUCAUUAUCAUAUCGAAUAUUUAAUCAAUUUUUUUAUUUUUUAUCAACAUUUUUUAAUAUAAAUAUAACAAAUACAGAAUUUAUUUUAUUAAGUAUUUUACUUAUUCUUUGUUCAAAUCAAACAAAUAAAAUAAAUUUUAAUUUAUUUGAAAAUAUUUAUAAAAUUUUAUAUACAUAUGAAAUGAAUACAUUUUUAUCUGAACAACCUGAUCGUUUUAAUCGAUUAUUAUAUUUCUCUGAACAAAUUCAAUUCAUAACACAAAUACUUCUUACAAAUCAACAUUUUCAUUUACCAUUUUUACUUUUUCCAAAUUAA
This is a messenger RNA of Rotaria sordida, 1290 nucleotides long. Lineage: Eukaryota; Metazoa; Rotifera; Eurotatoria; Philodinida; Philodinidae. The record is from the annotation of a GenBank genome assembly.